This is a messenger RNA of Tachysurus fulvidraco (yellow catfish), 3192 nucleotides long. RefSeq names its product ubiquitin carboxyl-terminal hydrolase 30. The record is from RefSeq and is a predicted model, not a curated record. Gene Ontology annotation, cellular component: cytosol; nucleus. NCBI's taxonomy places the organism in Eukaryota, Metazoa, Chordata, Actinopteri, Siluriformes, Bagridae. Gene Ontology annotation, molecular function: cysteine-type deubiquitinase activity; cysteine-type endopeptidase activity. Gene Ontology annotation, biological process: protein deubiquitination. Bases 88 to 1569 code for a protein of 493 amino acids. The transcript is spliced from 13 exons.
GCGCCCUUUAUGUCAUAGCCAGUGCCGUCCGUGGGUUUUCCUGAACAGAAACAAAAGCUGGAGCUUUUUGGUUCCGCUUAAUAGACGAUGUCUUGUUACGGACAGAAGGCCACAGACGAGUUGCUCCGAGAGUUUUUACGCACACGGUCGUCUGCCAAGACUAGGAUGAUGAAGAACUGGGGUGUGAUUGGAGGCAUUGCAGCUGCUAUGGCAGUGGGGGUGUACGUGCUGUGGGGUCCGAGCACAGACAGGAAGAAGAGGAGGAGAGGCAUGGUCCCGGGUUUGGUGAACCUGGGAAAUACAUGCUUCCUGAAUGCACUGCUGCAGGGUCUGGCCACAUGUCCUUCUCUAAUCAGCUGGCUCCAGGACUUUACCACCCACAACCUCUCCCAUCACUCCAGCACAGACACGCAGACAGAUGUGCAGACGGGUACAUCACUAGAUACACGGAUUUCCAAAACACUCUUGAAGCUGCUUACAGCUCUGUCCAGUCCUAAUCCCGCAGAGGACGAUGUUUUGGAUGCAGGAUGUCUGUUAGAAGCUCUUCGUCUGUACAGAUGGCACAUCAGCUCCUUUGAGGAACAGGAUGCUCACGAGCUUUUCCAUGUCCUCACGUCGUCUCUGGAGGAGGAGCGCGAGCGACAGCCCAGAGUCACUCACCUGUUUGACAUGGAGACACUGGAGAAAUCAGCAGAAACAAGCAAAAGCCCUGUUAGCUGUUGGAGUCGAGGGCCUCUGCAUCCAAUUCCCAACCGGUGGAGGACACAGCACCCAUUCCACGGACGCCUGACUAGCUACAUGGCAUGCAAACGCUGCGAGCGACAGAGUCCAGUGCGUUACGAUUCAUUCGACAGCCUCUCACUGUCCAUUCCUGCUGUUCAGUGGGGUCGGCUGGUUACCCUGGAUCACUGUCUUCAGCAUUUCAUCUCCUCAGAGACAAUUAAAGAGGUGGAGUGUGAGAACUGCACAAAGAAACAAGCAGAGUCUGAGGACAGUCAGGUCCUGGAGAGCCAAAGGACGACCUUCGUAAAGCAGCUUAAGCUUGGGAAACUCCCCCAGUGUUUGUGUAUUCACCUGCAAAGACUCACCUGGUCUCCAGAGGGAGCUCCCAUUAAGCGACAAGAACACGUUCAGUUCUCAGAGUACCUUAGCAUGGACCGCUAUAAGCACAUCAGCGCUGCACAAACACUACAGGUGCACAGCAUGGCCAAAACAACCACAACAGAGCAACCAAACAAUCAAACCGUUGCCAAUGGAGUCGACCCAGAGCACCAUAACAACAACAAUCCUCUAUCAAACGGCAGCAUCUCCUCUGUGUUUCUCUGUCCUGCAUCGCUCAACUUCGCACACGACUUCAGCUCUUCAGAGUACCUGUACCGGCUGAUGGCGGUGCUUGUGCAUCACGGCGAUACACACUCCGGUCACUUCGUCACGUACCGGCGGAGUCCGGCAUCGUUCAGCAGCCCACAGUGGCUGUGGCUUUCAGACGAGUCAGUGCGCAAGGCCAGCCUGCAGGAAGUCCUCUCCUCCAGCGCGUACCUUCUGUUCUAUGAGCGAGUGCACAAGUGAACCAGGACAGAAGAUCUGGGCUGCAGGUCUACAGAGAACUGAGUGUUAAUAUUAGAGCAAGCAUAUAGCUGAUCCAUACAACAGAGCUCUACCUGAAACUCUGAGAGUGUGGGCUGGAUAAAGCAGAGUUUACAAAAUGCUCCGGGUACUAACAGAGCACACGGUGAGGUCAUGAUGAUCUUCACACUCCUGCUUAUUGAGUACAAAAAUAAGGUUCUUCAGAUAUUGGAGGGUUGCUCUAGGUGAAGCAGUCAGUACACCUGCUUAGUCAUGCAGUUAUCCAAACAGCCAAUAGCACAGAUACACUUCAAGAGUUUGAAGUGUAAUUGUAAUAAUUAUGGUUGUAAUGAGUGAUUAUUAUUUCUUAGCAGUCCUGUCAACUCAAAUCAGUUUAAAGAUUGUUAAGAGUGAAAAAUCCAGUUUCUGAAAUGCUCCAACCAGCCCAACAAUGCCAAAGACACUGAGAUCACAUUUUCCCUCUGUUCUAAUGUUGAACAUUAACUGAAGAUCUCAACCUGUAUUUGAAAGAUUAUUUUUGCUGUUGCGUUGCAAUGAUUGGAUUGGAUGAAAACGGGAUUUAAGCUGAAGAAUGCCUCCGUGAAUUAAACCAAUUUCCUUGGGAACACCCCCCCCCCCGCCGCCCCCCAAAGGGAAAAAAAAAAAAAAGUACCCCAAAGACCAAUUCUGUUCCCCGAACAUUUAACAGGAUACAGGAUUGUGGCAUUUCCACUGCAGUGUUCUUUGGUUUAAGGGUUCUAGCUUCCUAAAGCUAAAGCAUUUCUACUUAACCCUUUUGGCUAAAAGGAGAAAGAAAAAAAAACUUAAGUGGGGGGGAAAACCCCACAUUUUUUAAUGUAUUGUUUGUUUAUGUUGGGUCCCAUUUCAUGGGUUCUGCCUCAUGUGUAAGUCUCAUCUGCCAAUCUGGGUGUGAUGAAGGUGUUGUAUAUCGAUACAAGUACAUGCAGGAGAAAUGUUUUUAAACUUUUCAUUACACACUCAUUGAAAAAAAGCACUGUACUCCUGGGUUUGGACGGGUUAAUAUUUGUAUAAUUCUUAAUGGGUUCUGCUUGGAAAUGAUUGUGAAACUACGAUUAUUAGCUGCUAAUGAAUUUGUGUGUGUGUACACACAUCAUCUCAAAUGUCAUUUUUUAUGGCCUGUUAUUUAUUCAGCCACAUCUUAACGAUCUGCAGUUACUCUUUGUUGCUGUGAUUCAGCUGCAGUCUGUUAAUCAUGCCCCAUGUAGCUAAACUCUUGGUGGUCUUCCAGUCCAGAUGCACCUUUGAUUAGACAAGAGGAAGCAAUGGUUGCUGAAUUGUAUCUAAUAUUUAAGCUUUUUAGAGCUUUACAAGUGUCGACUGUUUAAAAAAAAACAAAAACACCAAAGGCAUGUUUUCUGUAACUGAUCUGUCCACUGUUUCGGUUUAUGUAGAAAAGGCUCAAUGCCAAGCUCACACACACACACGUAGUAUUGUUCCAAAAAACAUAUGCUAAUUGUAUGCUAAAGAAUUUGCACGGAAGAUGGUAUUUUGACCUUCUCAUAUUAUAUGAUUGUAAUGGUUAAAGUUUUUUAAACUGUUUUUCUCAAUUGUAAAAGAUAUUCAAUAAAUUUCUGCAACUGUAAA